This is a messenger RNA of Helianthus annuus (common sunflower), 1935 nucleotides long. Its product is annotated as protein NLP4. Bases 79 to 1680 code for a protein of 533 amino acids. The record is from RefSeq and is a predicted model, not a curated record. Gene Ontology annotation, molecular function: protein binding; DNA-binding transcription factor activity. The transcript is spliced from 4 exons. NCBI's taxonomy places the organism in Eukaryota, Viridiplantae, Streptophyta, Magnoliopsida, Asterales, Asteraceae.
UUAACCAUGCAUUAUAUUUUCGUCAGUUCAGAGUUAUCAAAUCAAAAUUAGGGUUUAAUCACAGAUUCAAAUUGGAAGAUGGGGGAUGACGAUACGAAUCGCUGGCCCAAAAUUAUUCCUGAGAGAAUUGUGUCCUGGUCCCCUGGCCGUGGACGUGAAAUUUCCGAUGUGGUCGACAAGAAGAUCCUGCAUGCGUUUAAGGGAGUUAAAUCGUUUCCUUUAAAGCGGAUAAUCAUUCAGUUUUGGCGACCGGAAACAAUCGGCGGCAAGAGACUACUUGCAUGUUACGGUUGCCCGUAUGCCCUUUCGCUUGCUAACCAUCGUCUCUGGAAAUAUAGGUCACGUUGUAUCAAGUAUUACUAUAGCAUUGAUGAUCUGGGUGUUCCAGACGACCCUAUGACCAUAAGCGGUGCUCCUCCAGCCACUGCAUUCCUGAACCAUUUUCCAGAGGUAGUUUUGGAUCUUAGGGUUCAUCGGGGGACUCCGUUGGUGGAUCUUGCGUUGGAAUGUGAAUUGACUUGUUUUAUGAUGAUUCCUGUGUUUUCUGAGACUGGCUGUGUUGGCAUCGUUGAAGUAUCUAUGAGAAUUCCGGCUGAUCUUCUUGUAAUAUUCAACGAUAUAAAACGCGAACUAAAGAGAGCCGGUUUGAGUAUCACUCCUCCACGCGCAUCUUGGCAGCCACACAAGAGUAUCGGUAUAACCAGAGGUGGUUUCACACUCGCCAAAAGCGAAAUCGCAGAGGCAUUACAAGUGGCUGUACAGUCGCAUGCCGUACCUCUAGGUCAAGUUUGGAUGGCAUAUGAGAAUCUUUAUGACCGGACGAGCCGGAUGUUAUUGGGCAAAUUGAAUCAUUUCUGUGUUAAUUUACCUGGCGAUCCUCUGUCUUCCGUUGAGUUUUUUUAUCGUGAUCUUGUACUCCUUUCUAUGAAAAAGAUGAUAACGGUGGAGGGGCUCAUUGGGAGGACACUUGCAACUCGUCAACCACACCUGUGCAAAAAUAUCCAUAAGUUGAGGGAUAAUAGAGGGGUGUUGGCGGUACUCUCUGCCAAUGUCAAGUGUGCUUCUUUUGUGAUAUGCUUGAGGAGCUCUCACACAGGAGAAGUUAACUACUUGUUUGAGUUCUUUUGGCCCCAAACUCUUGACCACUUGGCCUUGAUGGAGGCUCUGUUGUUGACGCUAAGGGAGCAUUUGCCAAGUUUCAAGUAUGCUUCUGGGGCACGACUUGGUGAUGAAUUACUUGUUGUAGAUGUUGACAAUUCUUCUUCAGGAAGUGCGAGCACACCUCUCAAGAUCUUCCCACGAAACAAAUCAUCAGUGGCGGGUAGGAAGAGAACAAGGGCAUCGUUGGGUAUGGAGACAAGGUCCAUUGAAGGCCAAAGUGAGUUGACCAACAUCAACGAUCCAGAAGGUGAUGAUGAUCUGAUCAUAUUAGCAGUUUAUAAAAUUGAUUACAGGUUAUUCUACCUCCCAAGCUCACCUACAUAUAAAGUUUUUUUGGAGAAAGUAUACCAGGAGUUUGACUUGAAUCCAGUUGGGACCUACACAAUCGAGUACCAAGUUCUUCCCGGUGACUGGUAUAGUCUAACGAAUGGCUCAUGCUUGAAGAGUUGUGUUUCAUCCUAUCGCACAUCGAAAAACAUUGAUUACAUUAAGUUGCAUGUGCGGGCAGUGGAGAAGUAGUAAUUAACUUUGGUUGUGUAGGAAGGUAUUAUUUUUCGUUGUGUGGUAAGGUUCAAAUCUAUGCUUCUGGUUCAAGGCUUCGUUCUUCCUCAACUCAACUCAACUCGCCUCUCUGGUUCGAGGCUUCGUUUGUUCUGCUUCUACAAAAGUUCAAUCUGUAAUUCAUAGUGUAGCCUACCAGCUUAAUCCCUAUGUAAUUCCUUCAACAUUGGACGUCUCCUUUAUUCUUAUAUAGGAGCACUACGACAUUACUCU